GGCUUCUCCGGGGCCUGCACAGCCUCUGGCCCGCCGGGCAGAGUCCUCCUUGGAGCCGCGGCCCCAGAAGUCAGCCCCGCGGGCGGAGCGCGGCACCGCGUGACCUGCAGCCACAUGACCCACGCGGGGCGGGGCCGCCAGCGCAGUCGCUGCAUCAGCCGCGGGAGGCGUCCGCGACAAGAUGAAGCUCAUCAUCCUGGACCACUAUUCUCAGGCCAGUGAGUGGGCAGCCAAAUACAUCAGGAACCGCAUCAUCCAGUUUAACCCAGGGCCAGACAAGUACUUCACUCUGGGGCUCCCAACUGGGAGCACCCCACUUGGCUGCUACAAGAAGCUGAUUGAAUACUACAAGAACGGAGACCUGUCCUUCAAAUAUGUGAAGACUUUCAACAUGGACGAGUAUGUGGGCCUUCCUCGAGACCACCCGGAGAGCUACCACUCCUUCAUGUGGAACAACUUCUUCAAGCACAUUGACAUCCACCCAGAAAACACCCACAUCCUGGAUGGGAAUGCAGCUGACCUGCAGGCUGAGUGUGAUGCCUUUGAAGAGAAGAUCAAGGCUGCGGGUGGGAUUGAGCUGUUUGUCGGAGGCAUCGGCCCUGACGGACACAUUGCCUUCAACGAGCCGGGGUCCAGUCUGGUGUCCAGGACCCGUGUGAAGACGCUGGCCAUGGACACCAUCCUGGCCAAUGCUAGGUUCUUCGAUGGAGAUCUCGCCAAGGUGCCCACCAUGGCCCUGACGGUGGGUGUGGGCACUGUCAUGGAUGCUAGAGAGGUGAUGAUCCUCAUCACGGGUGCUCACAAGGCGUUUGCUCUAUACAAGGCCAUCGAGGAGGGAGUGAACCACAUGUGGACCGUGUCUGCCUUCCAGCAGCAUCCCCGCACGGUGUUUGUGUGCGACGAGGAUGCCACCCUGGAGUUGAAAGUGAAGACCGUCAAGUAUUUCAAAGGUUUAAUGCUUGUUCAUAACAAGUUGGUGGACCUGUACAGUAUCAAAGAGAAAGAAACAGAGAAAAGCCAGUCUUCUAAGAAACCAUACAGUGAUAGCCUGUGCUAAUCCUAGUGUCAAGUACCUCAUUGGGGACAGGCAGGUCUUUCUGGAAACUGUCUUUAGGAGGACAGAUAGAAUUGUAUUUCUUUAAUCUAGUACGGUUACUCCAGAUAAGUGGGUGAACUUACUAUUCUUGGCUAUGCAGUGUGGAGCCUAGUCAUGGAGUUAGCUACUUGUUUGUAACUUACUGUAAUCAGAAAAAAAAAAAUCUCUCCAUAAUUUUGAUGUCGGCCCGACUAGGGGUUUUUAGCUUUUUGUUCUGUCUCUGA
Molecule: messenger RNA, 1320 nt
Organism: Balaenoptera musculus (blue whale)
Lineage: Eukaryota; Metazoa; Chordata; Mammalia; Artiodactyla; Balaenopteridae
Gene: GNPDA1
Product: glucosamine-6-phosphate deaminase 1
Biological process (GO): D-glucosamine catabolic process; N-acetylglucosamine catabolic process; carbohydrate metabolic process
Cellular component (GO): cytoplasm
Molecular function (GO): glucosamine-6-phosphate deaminase activity; identical protein binding
Source: RefSeq, a predicted model, not a curated record